UCCAGGGCUGUUUUCCUACAGUUCCCAGAGUGUGGAUUCUUUGGCAUGUAUGAUAAAAUUCUUCUCUUUCGCCACGACAUGAACUCGGAAAACAUUUUGCAGCUGAUUACCUCAGCCGAUGAAAUCCAUGAAGGAGAUCUUGUAGAAGUUGUCCUGUCCGCCUUGGCCACAGUAGAAGACUUCCAGAUUCGCCCUCAUACUCUCUAUGUACAUUCUUAUAAAGCACCUACUUUUUGUGAUUAUUGUGGUGAAAUGCUCUGGGGAUUGGUACGUCAAGGAUUAAAAUGUGAAGGCUGUGGAUUAAAUUAUCAUAAACGAUGUGCCUUCAAGAUUCCAAAUAACUGCAGCGGAGUAAGGAAGAGACGUCUGUCCAAUGUAUCUCUGCCGGGACCCGGCCUCUCAGUUCCAAGACCCCUGCAGCCUGAAUGUGUGCCCCUCCUCAGUGAAGAGCCACAUACUCACCAAGAACCAAGUAAGAGAAUUCCGUCGUGGAGUGGUCGCCCGAUCUGGAUGGAAAAAAUGGUGAUGUGCAGAGUCAAAGUUCCACACACGUUUGCUGUCCACUCUUACGGCCGGCCGACAAUAUGUCAGUACUGCAAGCGGCUACUGAAAGGCCUCUUUCGCCAAGGGAUGCAGUGUAAAGAUUGCAAAUUCAACUGCCAUAAGCGCUGCGCAUCCAAAGUCCCAAGAGACUGCCUCGGCGAGGUGACAUUCAACGGAGAACCUUCCAGUCUGGGAACUGAUACAGAUAUACCUAUGGAUAUUGACAGCAGCGAUAUGAACAGUGACGGCGGGAGGGGCUUGGAUGACUGAGAGCCAUCCCCACCCGAAGACAAAAUGUUCUUCCUGGACCCGACUGAUCUUGAUGUGGAGCGAGAUGAGGAGACUGUGAAGACAAUCAGUCCAUCCACAAGCAAUAAUAUCCCACUGAUGAGGGUUGUCCAGUCCAUCAAGCACACAAAGAGGAAAAGCAGCACAAUGGUGAAGGAAGGGUGGAUGGUCCAUUACACCAGCAGGGACAACCUGAGAAAGAGGCAUUAUUGGAGACUCGACAGCAAAUGUCUGACAUUGUUUCAAAAUGAAUCCGGAUCAAAGUAUUAUAAGGAAAUUCCACUUUCAGAAAUUCUCCGCAUAUCUUCCCCACAAGAUUUCACGAGCAUCUCACAAGGCAGUAACCCACACUGUUUUGAGAUCAUCACUGACACUGUGGUGUACUUUGUUGAGGACAAUGGGAGCAGCCCUCACAACCCUGUCCUCGCGGCCACUGGAGUUGGACUCGACGUAGCCCAAAGCUGGGAGACAAUCCGCCAGGCCCUCAUGCCCGUAACUCCUCAAGCAAGUGUUUGCACUUCUCCAGGUCAAGGGAAAGACCACAAAGAUCUGGCUACCAGUAUCUCCGUAUCUAACUGUCAGGUCCAGGAGAAUGUGGACAUCAGCAGUGUUUACCAGAUCUUUGCAGAUGAGGUCCUUGGCUCUGGCCAGUUUGGCAUUGUUUAUGGAGAAUCUACACCACCCUGGGAUCGUAAAUCUGGAGUGUAUGUUUGAAACCCCAGAACGAGUCUUCGUAGUGAUGGAAAAACUUCAUGGAGAUAUGUUGGAGAUGAUUCUGUCCAGUG
Molecule: messenger RNA, 1616 nt
Organism: Peromyscus leucopus (white-footed mouse)
Lineage: Eukaryota; Metazoa; Chordata; Mammalia; Rodentia; Cricetidae
Product: serine/threonine-protein kinase D3
Biological process (GO): protein phosphorylation
Molecular function (GO): protein serine/threonine kinase activity; ATP binding
Source: RefSeq, a predicted model, not a curated record